Messenger RNA from Sinocyclocheilus anshuiensis, 2966 nucleotides. RefSeq names its product exocyst complex component 2-like. NCBI's taxonomy places the organism in Eukaryota, Metazoa, Chordata, Actinopteri, Cypriniformes, Cyprinidae. Gene Ontology annotation, biological process: exocytosis; Golgi to plasma membrane transport. Gene Ontology annotation, cellular component: exocyst. The transcript is spliced from 28 exons. The record is from RefSeq and is a predicted model, not a curated record. The coding region runs from base 109 to 2865 and encodes 918 amino acids.
GAUUCGUCGUGUGCGCGGGGCCGCAGUUUCUAAACCGGAACUGUUUUUCAGAGGAAAGAAAUGUUGUAUAGAGAUUCUCUUCACUGCCUUUACCACUGUGUGUGAAGGAUGUCUCGUGCACGCCAGCCUCCUUUGGUCACUGGCAUCUCACCCAAUGAGGGCGCGCCGUGGACCAAAGUCACUAUUCGUGGAGAGAACCUGGGCACUGGACACAAUGACCUCAUAGGUCUGUCUAUCUGUGGUCAUAACUGUUUGCUGACAGCAGAAUGGAUGUCUGCUAGUAAGAUAGUGUGUCGAGUGGGUCCUGCUAAAGAUGACAAGGGCGAGAUCAUCGUCACCACCAAGAGCGGAGGUCGAGGGACGUCCACGGUCUCCUUCAAACUGCUCAAACCUGAGAGGAUCGGCAUUCUGGAUCAGUCUGCGGUCUGGGUUGAUGAGUUGAAUUACUAUGACAUGAGGACCGAUCGCAACAAAGGAAUCUCUCCUCUCUCGCUGAGGCCGGCCAACCCUUUGGGCAUCGAAAUAGACAAAGGGAAGGUUCCUCUGAAGGAUCUGGAGAACAUGUUCCCUGGGAUGAGUGGAGACUUCACCAGCGAAAAUUUCUCUGCCACCUGGUAUCUCAUGGAGAACCAUUCUUCAACCAGCUUUGAGCAACUGCGUGUGACUGUGGGAAAUCUUAAGAAACAGGCCAGUAAGAAGAAUGAGGGCAGUCUGGCCUAUGUGAAAGGAGGUCUCAGCACUUUCUUUGAGGCUCAGGAUGCUCUUGCAGCUAUCCAUCAGAAGCUUGAAUCGGACGGCACUGAGAAGGUGGAGGGCUCUAUGACCCAGCGACUAGAGAACGUCCUUAACAGAGCAAGUGAAACUGCUGACACCCUGUUUCAAGAAGUGUUGGGCAGAAAGGACAAGGCCGACUCCACACGCAACGCUCUCAAUGUCCUCCAGAGAUUCAAAUUUCUAUUUAACCUGCCACUCAACAUAGAACGCAACAUCCAGAAGGGCGAUUAUGACGUUGUUAUCAAUGAUUAUGAGAAAGCCAAAUCUCUGUUUGGGAACACAGAGGUCCCAGUCUUUAAGAAAGUGUAUUCGGAGGUGGAGACGCGUAUAGAAGCCCUGAGGAAACUGCUUUUGGAUAAACUUCUGGAGACCCCAUCCACUCUACAUGAUCAGAAACGUUAUAUCAGAUAUCUGUCAGAUCUACAUGCUCCAGGUGACCCGGCAUGGAAAUGUAUAGUCGCUCAACACAAGUGGAUCCUGCAGCUGAUGCAAAACUGUAAAGAAGAUUUUAUCACAGAGCAGAAAGUGGGUGGUGUCGGUUUAGAGAUGGAUCGGUCCUCAGCUCUGAACAGGAUCAGCCUCUCAGCUCCGGUGAAGAGAGGAGGCAGCUUCCAGACACCUAAAGAUGACUCGUGGCACUAUAAAAGCCCUCAGCAGGUGCGGUUUGUGGAGAAGCUCUCAGACGUGGUUAUCAGCCAGCUGCCCAACUUCUGGAAACUCUGGAUCUCUUACGUCAACGGCAGCCUUUUCAGUGAGACGGGAGAGAAGUCUGGUCAGGUGGAGAAGUUAAAGAAGAACGCCCGGCAAAGACAGAAUGACUUUAAGGGCAUGAUUGAGGAGGUGACGCGUCGUUUGGUGCAGUUGGUUCGAGGGGCUCUGUUACCCUCCUCUCUUACUGAGCUGCAGCUGAGGCAGUGUGGAGGCUGGGACACAAAAACCCCUCUCGGUGGAGCCUGGCUCACUCAGGUCAUCCACACCGUCAGGUUAAGUCAUGAAGCUCUGUCAGCUUUAGAGAUUCCUAAUGACCUGCUGCAGGUGAUUCAGGAUUUACUGCAGGACCUGCGUGUGCAUUGCCUGCUGACCACAUUACAGCACACUGAAGAGGACGUAAAGAGACUUGCAGAAAAAGAAGACUGGGUUGUGGACAACGAAGGAAUCGCAUCACUGCCGGCCCAGUUUGAGCAGUGUAUGGUUCAGAUGCUGCAGUCUCUAAAGGAGCCGAUGGAAUGUAAACCCGGAGAGAUCAAUAUCUUUAAUCUGGAUGUGAUUCAGGACAAAGCUUGUGAACGGUGUGUUUCUAUCAUGAAGGUCUUUAUUAAGUGCCUCGAACAGCUCAGCACCAAGACUGAUGGAGACAUCGACACCUCUCAUUUGUCUGUGGACUUGGCCUCACCUGAUCUUUUUGGAAGCAUCCAAGAAGACUUCAGUUCAAAACCAGAGCAACGUCUCCUCAUCAUCCUGAGUAACUGUCAGUAUCUGGAGAGACACACGUUUCUCAGUUUGGCUGAGCACCUGGAGAAGAACGGCUUCACCACUGCAGAGAAGAUCGUCAGGGUCAGCAUAGAGGCGCUGAGACAGCUGGAUGAAUAUCUGUUUGAGACGUACGUCGAGAAAAAAUCUGAUCCUAUCGUCGGCUCUCUGGAGCCUGGCAUCUAUGCAGGAUACUUUGAUUGGAAGGACUGCCUGCCACCUACAGGUGCGAGGAGUUACUUGAAGGAGGCUUUGGUCAGCAUUAUCUCUGUUCAUGCUGAGGUUUUCACGGUUUCUAAGGAGCUGGUUCCUCGUGUUUUAUCAAAGAUCAUUGAGGCUGUAGCUGAAGAAAUGAGCCGUCUGAUGCAGUGUGUGUCAUCCUUUAGUAAAAAUGGUGCACUGCAGGCACGUUUGGAAAUCUGUGCGCUGCUAGACGCCAUAGAGCCGUACCUUACAUCAGAGAGUCGCACUAGUUUUAAGCAGGCAUUGGAAGCUCUACCACAGCUACAGAGUGGAACUGACAAGAAACUCUUGGAGGAACUACUGAAUAAGUUUAAGAGUAGCAUGAAGCUACAGCUUAACUGCUUCAAGCCUGCUUCUUUUCAGCCUGUGAAACGAUAAUCCUUCACAAAACCCCAACAUUUCCACAGCGCCUCUUCGUUGUAACACUAAGACACCAUUUCAGUUUUAAAAACCAUUAAAAGUCAAUAUAGUGCCACUAA